Molecule: messenger RNA, 2915 nt
Organism: Xiphias gladius (swordfish)
Lineage: Eukaryota; Metazoa; Chordata; Actinopteri; Istiophoriformes; Xiphiidae
Gene: slc5a6b
Product: solute carrier family 5 member 6
Exons: 16
Coding region: 398-2266 (622 amino acids)
Biological process (GO): pantothenate transmembrane transport; sodium ion transport; biotin transport
Cellular component (GO): membrane
Molecular function (GO): sodium-dependent multivitamin transmembrane transporter activity
Source: RefSeq, a predicted model, not a curated record
CCAGGGGAUAAAAGGUUAGAAAACAAAUUUAGAAACCUCUGUCCACCACGGCUGGCAAUGCUUUGAUAACUCUGACCUGCAAAUCCCUCGGCUGCACUCUCUUUGGAGGGCAGAGUAGCGGGACACCUCCCCUUCACAUUUCCAAAGCAUCACUCAGUAUUUUUGGAUCCGGAUAAUUACGGGAGAGCUGACACAGAAGUUGUGUGACCUUGAUUUGUCUACACUGAGUCCCAUUUCACAGACAGGAGGUUGUCUCGUGCAACAAUGCUUUUCUGCAGCAAACAGGCUGCUGGACUCUCCUGACUGAUGGGUGUGGACAAAGACGUUUCCCAUCCGUCUGACUGUGCGACUGCAGGAGGAAGAAAACCUCCCCAACUGCAGCCAGGAGACAAUCGCAAUGGACCCGUCCGACAGGAAGCACUUCACGGUGGUGGACUAUGUGAUAUUUGCCGUUUUGCUCGCUGCCUCUUUGGGCAUCGGCAUGUACUAUGCCCUGUCUGGUGGGCGUCAGCGGACCACGCAGGAGUUCUUGUUGGCAGACCGGAGCAUGAGCUGUCUCCCUGUUUCCCUGUCGCUCAUCGCCUCAUUCCAGUCCGCCGUGGCGAUCAUAGGCAUACCGGCAGAGAUAUACACCCACGGUACUCAGUACUGGUUCAUCGGCUGUGCUUACGUCCUGGGCCUCUUCAUUCCAGCACAUGUCUUCAUUCCAGUGUUGUACAGACUGCGAGUCUCCAGCGCUUACCAGUAUCUUGAAAUGCGCUUCAGCAAAUCAGUGCGUAUCUGCGGAACUUUGACCUUCAUCUUACAGAUGGUUAUCUAUAUGGGAGUUUGUGUGUAUACUCCUGCCUUUGCACUAAAUGCAGUUACUGGAUUUGAAUUAUGGGGAACAGUGCUGGCCACUGGCCUAGUGUGCACUUUAUACACAACACUGGGUGGGUUGAAGGCUGUCAUCUGGACAGACGUCUUUCAGACUGUUGUGAUGUUUGCAGGGCAGCUGGCUGUCAUCGUGGUGGGAGUGCAGCAGUCGGGAGGAGUGUCUGAAGUUUGGAGGAAAGUCUGUGAGGGGAACCGCAUCUCCGGUGUCGACCUAAACCCAGAUCCCACAGAGAGACACACUUUCUGGACUCUGGGGGUUGGUGGGGUCUUCCUCAUGCUGUCCUUGUACGGAGUGAACCAGGCUCAGGUCCAAAGAUAUCUCAGCUCGCGCACAGAGAGGGAGGCUGUCAGGUCUUGCUACAUGGUGUUUCCCUGCCUGCAGUUGGCUCUGGCUCUCAGCUGUGUGAUGGGGCUGGUCAUGUUUGCACGUUACUGCGGAGAGGAUCACUCCGACAACCUGGGCACCUCCUCACGGGACGCGAUGGUGAUAUACUUUGUGAUGGAUAUGCUGCAAGGUCUGCCUGGACUGCCCGGACUGUUUGUCGCUUGUUUAUUCAGCGCGGCGCUCAGCACCAUCUCCUCUGCCUUUAACUCCUUGGCCACGGUGACAAUGGAAGACCUCAUCAAACCACAUUUCCGCGCCAUGACAGAGGCCAGAGCAACCCUGCUGUCCAAAGCCUUAGCGAUGUCCUAUGGGCUGCUGUGUCUGGCCAUGGCCUAUCUCACUCACCUAAUGGGUGAUUCAGUUCUCCAGGUGGCUCUAAAAAUCUUCGGGAUGGUUGGCGGUCCUAUACUCGGUCUGUUUUCUCUCGGGAUGUUCUUCCCCUGGGCCAACUCUACUGGUGCGCUGGCGGGUCUGGGCACCGGUCUGGUUGUGGCUUUCUGGGUCGGCAUCGGGAGCAUCUUCACUCGUAGCUCCGGCGCGAGGCCGCUGCCACCUGACUGCGGAGUCAUCCUGCUGUCAGACAACACAACUACUGCCAUUCACACUGCACUCAGCAAUGUCACUCUGAGCCGACCCUCUCGAUUGAAGAGCUUUUAUUCCCUGUCAUACAUGUGGUACAGUGCAUUUAACUGCUUCACAGUCAUUCUAGUAGGCGUGAUCAUCAGCUUUCUCACAGGCCCCAUGAAAGAAGAGGAUGUGCCACCAGGCACAAUCUAUCCCUUGUUAGGGAAAGUGCUUUGUUUUCUCCCUGAACACCUCAAAAAGAAGCUCUGCUGUGUGACUCCUCUGGGACAGACUCUCUCAUCACGACAACGGCAGCCCCUACAACACAAAGAAAGCAACGGUUUGGCCUUCCAACGAGAGGACGGACCAUCACAGGAAGAGACAGAGAGUUGUCUUCCUGAUGCUCACACAACUAACGUGGAGCAUGAAACAGCUGUGUGAUAUCGCAGUUUCUCCUGUGAAGCUAGAAAACGGUUAAAACGUCUUUACACAAAGCGCAAAAAACACAUUUGUAUACUGUUGACUUGUUGCUUUGUUGUGAACGAUGUAAUUCAAUUUUGCACUGUGAAAUGCUGCAGUGAGGUAAAUCCUAAACAAUGUGUAGUCAACAUGUUGUUGUUUUUUUGUUUUUUGUUUUUUGUUUUUUGUUUUAAAUCUACUGGCAUCUUCAUGUCUUCCAGUAAAGACUUGCAGCUUACAGCAGGAUGUGCAGAUGAGCCGAUAUCUGUUUUACAGAUAAUCACGUUCACAGGUACACGAUCACUGAUUCACAUUCAGUUGGGUAAGUGCAGGUAUACAUGUGAAAAUACAGCACUACACUGCUUUUUUGAGAAUUAAGGUCCAGUGAACUCUAGAACAACUAAAAAUGUUUUACACCAGUAUUUCCCACUGUAUAUACUGUACUUGACUGUUUUAGCACUACUUCAACUCAAUGGUCCUGUGUCAUACUCUUGUGAGAUAAUAUUGCCGAAUUUUUUAAGAAUGUAUGAGUGAAUUUUGACUAAUGCAAAUGAAACAGAAAUAAACUUUUUAUGAAAAGGAUUAAAAAUUUUGUAGUUGAUCCUUUCCAUAGUUUUCUCCUUAUUUUAUU